UUUUUUCUAUCGUGUCGGUCGGACGUGUUUCGGUCGUGCUGCCCGUUGUGACGUCGUUGCUGUUUUCCGCCUUAUCUACGCAUACGCUGGCAAAACGGGGCGCAACAACAAAAUCGGUUCAGUUCGUGUGCUGGAAAAUUACAAUUUCAUACGCUUUAAGCAGCUAAUUUAUGGUUCAAAUAAUGGCCAAUUCGUUGGCCUGCCGGCGGUGGGCGUAAGCCGUGCCCCACAAAUUGGAAAUGUGCAGUGGAAAAUGCGCGCACUCAAGGUGAAAAUAUAUUAAAGUUCUUUCAAGUGCUUGAAUCAAAUAAAUAUUCAAAUCAAAUUCGAUUUACGAGCUGUAUGCCAUUUCGUGUUUGGCUGGAUGAAUCAGUGGCUGAGCAAACCAGAAGCAGUUUUUUUUGUGUGUUUGAAUACCCUUGGAAUACAGUGCGAUCUGAUAGACGAGAAGGAGGACAAAUCAUUGCAAUUAAUUCGCGUAAACGAGCCAACACAAAAGCCACGAGAAGACACAAGAAGCCACGAGAGGCACAUGAGAGAGAGGCAGAGAACCCCCGAAGGCCACUGCACACACACACUCAUCACACCCCUGGCAUUCUCUGGGCCCCCUACCCGCCAAACAAAACAUGGGCGACAAUAUAAUAGGCUCUGCGAGCUUCCUGCACUUGGGGGACAUUGUCUCCCUAUAUGCAGAGGGCAGCGUGUGUGGAUUCUUGAGCACACUCGGUCUGGUGGAUGAUCGUACGGUGGUAUGCCCCGAGGCGGGUGACUUGAGUUGUCCGCCCAAAAAGUUUCGAGAUUGCUUGAUCAAAAUAUGUCCAAUGAAUCGAUAUUCAGCACAAAAACAGUUCUGGAAGGCAGCCAAACAAUCAGCAAACUCCAACACAGAUCCCAAUCUGCUCAAGAGAUUGCAUCACGCAGCAGAGAUUGAGAAGAAACAAAACGAAACGGAGAACAAGAAGCUGCUGGGCACAUCCAUUCAAUAUGGCCGUGCUGUAGUGCAGCUUCUGCAUCUAAAGUCCAACAAAUAUCUGACUGUGAACAAGCGACUGCCGUCGCUCCUCGAAAAGAACGCGAUGCGCGUGUAUCUGGAUGCUAAUGGGAAUGAGGGAUCCUGGUUCUACAUCAAACCGUUCUACAAACUCCGCUCCAUUGGGGACUAUGUGGUGGUGGGGGAUAAGGUGAUACUCAGUCCGGUGAAUGCCGAUCAGCAGAAUCUACAUGUGGCGGCCAGCUACGAGCUGCCCGACAAUCCCGGCUGCAAGGAGGUGAACGUCUUGAACUCCUCCACAUCGUGGAAGAUCUCUUUAUUUAUGGAGCACAAGGAGAACCAGGAGCACAUACUCAAGGGUGGCGAUGUGGUGCGUCUGUUCCAUGCGGAACAGGAGAAAUUCCUCACCAUGGACGAGUACAAGAAGCAGUAUCAUGUGUUUCUAAGGACCACAGGACGCACCAGUGCCACGGCAGCCACCAGCAGCAAGGCCCUGUGGGAGAUUGAAGUGGUGCAGCAUGACUCGUGUCGCGGUGGUGCAGGCGACUGGAAUUCCCUUUAUCGCUUUAAGCAUUUGGCCACGGGACACUAUCUGGCCGCAGAAGCAGAGGUGGAUGUGGCCGCUGGAAUCUCUGCCUCUGUGGAGGCGGCACACGAACUGCUGCUGGGGGACUGCAGCAAGGAUUCGGGACUGAGUUCUACAAUGAAUUCAACAAUAAAUGAAAAACCCAAGGAGAAGCAAUAUCGACUCGUUUCCGUGCCCUAUUCCGCUGACAUUGCCUCGGUUUUUGUACUGGACGCAACCACCAUGGCCCGACCGGACAGUCUGGUUCCACAGUCCAGCUAUGUGCGGCUGCAGCACAUCUGCUCCAAUACGUGGGUGCAUGCCACAUCGAUACCCAUCGAUGCGGAUGACGACAAGCCGGUGAUGUCGAAGGUCUGCUGCUCACCCAUCAAAGAGGACAAGGAGGCCUUUGCUUUGAUACCCGUCUCCCCCGUGGAAGUGCGUGAUUUGGAUUUUGCAAACGAUGCGUGCAAGGUGCUGGCGCUGGUCACCAGCAAGCUGGACAAUGGCAGCAUCUCGAUCAAUGAGCGGCGGGCGUUGAUCUCCCUACUCCAGGACAUUGUCUACUUUAUAGCCGGAAUGGAGAAUGAGCAGAACAAGACAAAGGCAUUGGAGUUUACCAUCAAGAAUCCAAUCAGGGACCGCCAGAAGCUGCUGCGAGAGCAGUACAUACUCAAACAGUUGUUCAAGAUACUCCAGGGACCGUUCCAAGAGCACACCGCAGGCGAUGGUCCUUUCCUAAGGCUAGAUGAGCUGGGGGACCCCAAGAAUGCGCCCUACAAGAACAUCUUUAGGCUGUGCUACCGCAUACUGCGGCUGUCGCAGCAGGACUACCGCAAGAAUCAGGAAUACAUAGCCAAGCACUUUGGCCUGAUGCAGAAGCAGAUCGGCUACGACAUCCUGGCCGAGGACACCAUCACUGCGCUGCUGCACAACAAUCGCAAGCUGCUAGAGAAACAUAUCACCGCCGCCGAGAUUGAGACAUUUGUGGGACUCGUGCGUAAGAAUAUGCACAACUGGGACUCGCGUUUCCUCGACUAUCUGUCUGAUUUGUGUGUGUCGAAUCGCAAAGCCAUUGCCGUCACCCAGGAGCUGAUCUGCAAGAGUGUACUCAGCGAUAAGAACAAGGACAUACUCAUCGAGACACAGGUGAAGGCCCUAAAGAACACUUCGACAUUGGUGCGCUGCUACAAGGGCACCACCGAGGAUGUGUGCCUGGCCACGCUCACCGAAGUGGCAGGCGAUGACGAGGAUCGUUCCGAUGUGCAGUCCACAUCUACCACCACAACGUGGGAUAGUGCCAGCUUGAAUGAAGAGGAGGAUCUGAUGUCGCCGGGAGAUAAAUAUGAAAUACAUUUGAAAUGGACUGGACAGCCGACCUCUCGAUCGAUGGCAGAUCUGGCCGAUUCAGUGGCCGAUGGCUCUGAGCAGGAUGCCGCGAUACUCAAUUACUAUCGCCAUCAGUUAAAUCUGUUCUCCAAUAUGUGCCUAAACCGUCAGUACUUGGCUCUGAAUGAACUCUCGCCACUCCUGGACAUUGAUUUGAUUCUCAAAUGCAUGUCGGAUGAAACGAUGCCCUACGAGCUGCGUGCCUCCUUCUGUCGUCUGAUGCUGCAUUUGCAUGUGGAUCGUGAUCCACAGGAGCCUGUUACGCCUGUCAAAUAUGCACGUCUGUGGAGUGAAAUUCACACAAAGAUGUCCAUUAUGGACUACGAUGGCAAGAACCAGCAACCGGAUCAGAAUAAGCAGGCUUGCCGCGCCAAAUUCAACACCACAAUUGCCUUUGUGGAGAACUAUCUGUGCAAUGUGGCCACCAAAGUUUGGCUCUUUACCGAUCAAGAGCAAAAUAAACUCACAUUUGAGGUGGUAAAGCUAGCUAGAGAUUUGAUAUACUUUGGCUUCUACAGCUUCAGUGAUCUGUUGAGGCUAACCAAGACGUUGCUCUCCAUUCUGGACUGUGUGUCGGAUACCUCUACGGGUGGAGCCUUUGCCAGCACAGAUAUUGAUUCUGUCGAAGAGGAGACAAAAGCCGAUGCUGAAGGCGGUGUACUCCGUUCCAUUGGUGACAUAAAUACAGUGAUGACAUCGUUGGCGCUCGGUUCGGUGGGUCAGGCCAUUGCGGCCCCUUCUAUGGCCCUGCAGCAGCGCAAGAGUGUGUCCCAACUAAUGAAGGAGUACCCUUUGGUGAUGGACACCAAACUCAAGAUCAUAGAGAUACUCCAAUUCAUACUGGAUGUGCGCUUGGACUACAGAAUCAGCUGCUUGCUGUCCAUCUUCAAACGGGAGUUUGACGAAACCGAUGUGGCGGCUUCCGCCUCAAAUGUAGCAGAGUCUGGCACUCCACAGCCACAGCAGCAGCCCCAGCAACAGUCACAACCAUCACCUUUGAGCACACCCAAUGAUUCCAAUGAUCCCAACGAUCCCAUGGCCAACGCAGAAUCCAUGGCUGCUGCAGCAGAAGCGGCUGCGGCUGCCACAGCGAGACAGAAGAACAUCGACCUGGAGUCCAUAGGGGUGCAGGCGGAGGGGAUCUUUGACUGCGAGCGCAGUGAUGCUGCCAAUCUGGAUUUGGAUGGCCAGGGCGGACGCACAUUUCUGCGAGUGCUCCUCCAUCUGAUAAUGCACGACUAUGCGCCUUUGGUUUCGGGUGCACUGCAUCUGCUUUUCCGUCACUUUAGCCAACGCCAGGAAGUUCUACAGGCCUUUAGACAGGUGCAACUUCUCGUCUCGGACAGCGAUGUGGAGUCGUACAAGCAGAUCAAAUCUGAUCUGGAUAUACUGCGGCAGAGUGUGGAGAAGUCCGAGCUGUGGGUGUACAAGGCCAAGGCCACGGACGAGCUGGGGGGCACAGAUCCAGCUGGGGAUGCCGUCAAUGUGGAGUACAAUGCGGCUCUGUCCCAGGAGCAGCGCAACGAGUACCGCAAGGUCAAGGAGAUCCUAAUGCGAAUGAACAAAUUCUGCGUCACGGCCUCUGGGCAUGGCCUCGGAUCAUCGAUGGUGAAGCCGCGCAAGCAUGAGCAGCGACUCCUAAGGAAUGUGGGUGUGCACACGGUCGUACUGGAUCUGCUACAGAAUCCCUAUGACGAGAAGGACGAUGAACUGAUGAAGGAACUGAUGUGCUUGGCCCACGAAUUCCUGCAAAACUUUUGCCUGGGCAACCAGCAGAAUCAAGUUCUGCUCCACAAUCAUCUCGAUUUGUUCCUGAAUCCUGGAAUACUCGAGGCCAAGACAGUGUGUGCCAUCUUCAAGGAUAACCUGGCGCUGUGCAAUGAAGUGACAGAUAAGGUGGUGCAGCACUUUGUGCACUGCAUCGAAAUACAUGGCAGGCAUGUGGCCUAUUUGCAGUUCCUUCAGACCAUUGUCAAGGCGGAGAAUCAGUUCAUUCGAAAGUGCCAGGACAUGGUAAUGCAGGAGCUAAUCAAUUCCGGGGAGGAUGUGCUCGUGUUCUACAACGAUAAGACCUCGUUCCAGCACUUUGUGCAGAUGAUGCAGCAACAGCAGCUGUCCCGAAUGGAGAAGCUCAGCGAUGACAGUCCGCUGAAGUACCACGUGGAGCUGGUCAAGCUUCUCGCCUGCUGCACCAUGGGCAAGAACGUGUACACGGAGAUCAAGUGCAACAAUCUGAUCUCGCUGGAUGACAUCGUCACGAUCAUCUGCCAUCCGCUGUGCAUGCCCGAGGUGAAGGAGGCCUAUGUGGACUUCCUCAAUCACUGCUACGUCGACACGGAGGUGGAGAUGAAGGAAAUCUAUGCCUCGGGCCACAUGUGGAACCUCUUCGAAAAGAGCUUCCUGGUGGACAUCCAUCAGUUGAUCUCGAAUGCCGCCGCCAGUGCGAACAAGACGCUGCAGGCGUACGUUUUGAAUGGGGUAACCAAUCUGCUGGGCAGCUUCUUCUCCAGCCCCUUCUCAGACCAGAGCGCCAUCGUGCAGACGCGUCAGUUGAUCUUCGUGCAGCUCCUGCAGGCCGCCUACCGCCUCACCCAAUGCAAAUGGAUGUCGCUGGCGGACCGAUUCAAUGUCGAGAACUGCAUCCGCACGCUGGUCGAGUCGGCCAAGAUGCGCAGCAUUGCCCUGCCGCUGGAGUUGGAGCAGCAGGUAGCCAAUAUGUCCAGCAAGACGGCCAUGCUCACGCGCCAGACGACCAAGUGGCUGCUGGCCUCAAAGCAACCGAAAUACGAGACCCAACAGUCGGCCAGCCUGAUGCGGUGGGACCGCUCGAUCAUCGAGGGCCUGCAGGACAUUGUCUCGCUGCUGGAAGAUCAGCUGAAGCCCGUGGUGGAGGCGGAGCUCUCGCUGCUCGUGGACAUCCUCUACCGCUCGGAAUUGCUCUUCCCCGCUGGCACAGAGGCCCGCAAGCGCUGCGAGAGCGGGGGCUUCAUCCGCAAACUGAUCAAGCACACCGAGAAGCUGCUGGAGGAGAAGGAGGAGCGCAUGUGCGUUAAGGUGCUGCGCACACUCCGCGAAAUGAUGGCCAUCGAUGUGAACUACGGCGAGAAGGGGGAUGCCCUGCGUCAGACGCUCUUGCUGCGCUACUUCCAGUGCAAGAGCACACCCAGGCUGGAGGAGGACAUGUUGUUGCCCCUCCGCGCAGCCGUGCCGCCCAUGUCGGAGAUGGCCAAGCAGCACCAUCUCGUGACCCACGGACCGGGUGCCAAGUACCUGGCGAGGGCGGGCAAGACCCUACACGAGAUGCAGAACCAUCUGGAUCGCGAGGGUGCCUCCGAUCUGGUGGUGGAGCUGGUCAUCAAGUCGGUGCACUCGCCCAACAUAUUCGUGGAGGCCGUGGAGCUGGGCAUUGCGCUGCUGGAGGGUGGCAAUCCGAUCAUCCAGAAGGGCAUAUUCCAAAAGUUCCUCAGCGACGACCUCAACCAGGCCUUCUUCAAGGUAUUCUUCGAGAAGAUGAAGGAUGCCCAGCAGGAAAUCAAGUCCACGGUUACCGUGAACACCACGGACAUUGCCGCCAAAGCGCAUGAGCACAAGACAGACACGAAUCUGGAGUUGGAUAAGGUCUCCCGCAAGCAUGGCUUAAAGAGCAAUGGAGUGGUCAUCACCGAGGAACUGAAGCGAGAGCUUCACAAUGCCGGGCUGGCCACAGUGCGGGCGUAUGGCAAUGCACGGAUUAUCCACUCCGGUGAGGAGAGCUCCUCGAUCAGUGUGAACAGUCCGCUGGAGGAUAUACUGGCCGAGAAGCUCGAAAAGCACAAGGACAGCAAGGAGCAGCGCAAUCAGCUCUCCAACAAGGUGCUCGUCAUGCAGCCGAUCCUCCGCUUCCUGCAGCUCCUCUGCGAGAACCACAAUCCCGACAUGCAGAACCUGCUGCGUAAUCAGAACAACAAAACAAACAACAAUCUGGUGUCCGAGACGCUGAUGUUCCUCGACUGCAUCUGCGGCUCGACCACCGGCGGCCUGGGACUCCUGGGGCUCUACAUCAACGAGCACAAUGUGGCGCUGAUCAACCAGACGCUGGAAACACUCACCGAGUACUGCCAGGGGCCCUGCCAUGAGAACCAGAACUGCAUUGCCACCCACGAAUCGAAUGGGCUGGACAUUAUCACGGCUCUGAUUCUGAACAACAUCAAUCCGCUGGGCGAGAACCGCAUGGAUCUGGUACUGGAGCUAAAAAACAACGCCUCCAAGCUGCUGCUGGCCAUCAUGGAGAGCCGCGGCGACAGCGAGAAUGCGGAGCGCAUACUCUACAACAUGAAUCCCAAGCAGCUGGUGGAGGUGGCCUGCAAGGCCUACCACCAGGAGGAACUGAUCGAUGAGCAUGACGAAGCGGAUGAGCCGGAUGCGGCGACCGAUGACGACGAUGCUACUGUGAGUCCCCGCGAAGUGGGCCACAACAUUUACAUACUGUGUCAUCAGCUGGCGCAGCACAACAAGGAGCUGGCCGGGCUGCUCAAGGCCUCCGAGGAUCCACAAUCGGCCAGCUUUGAUGCCAAGACCAGCCAGGCUCUCAUGUACUAUGCCACGCACACGGCACAAAUUGAGAUUGUACGCAAUGAUCGCACCUUGGAGCAGAUUGUCUUUCCCAUACCAGAAAUCUGCGAAUACUUGACCACGGAUACGAAAAUCAAAAUUCUCAACACUGCCGAACGGGAUGAUCAGGGCUCAAAGGUGGCUGACUUCUUUGACAAAGCCGAGGAGAUGUUCAACGAGAUGAAAUGGCAAAAGAAGCUAAGAAGUCAACCCUUACUGUUUUGGAUCAGCAGCUACAUGUCGCUGUGGAGCAACAUACUCUUCAAUUGUGUGGUUGUCAUUAAUAUAAUUGUGGCCCUUUUCUAUCCCUUUGACAAAAGUAAUACUGUACCAGAACUGAGUCCGCACAUUUCGCUGCUAUUCUGGAUCAUAAUGCUACUGUCCUUGGUCUUUGUGAUAAUGCUGCCACGUGCAUCUGGCAUACGAACACUUAUAGCCUCCGCCAUAUUACGCUCAAACUUUUUACUGGGACCAGAGUCAACGCUCUGUUUGCUUGGAGUUGUCACGGUCACACUCAAGAGCGUUCACAUAGUCAGCAUAAUGGGCAACAAGGGAACAUUGGAGAAGAAAUUGAUCAAAAUAAUCACCGAUAUGCAGUUGCUUUAUCAUUGCAUUUAUAUUGCAUUCUGUUUCUGUGGUCUGAUUGUUCAUCCAUUCUUCUAUUCCUUGUUGCUCUUUGAUGUGGUCUAUCGCGAGGAGACGCUGGUCAAUGUCAUCCGUUCGGUGACACGCAAUGGACGCUCGAUAGUGCUGACUGCUGUGCUGGCUCUGAUUUUGGUCUACUUGUUCUCCAUCAUUGGCUACAUGUUCUUUAGAGAUGACUUCCUGGUCAGUGUGGACUUUGAGGAGCAGGAGAAUGCCGCCUCACCGCUGGCCAUGCCACCGGUGACGAUCUCAGUGCCGCCAGCGGUAGAAGAGUUUUGUGCGUCACCCGAUGCGCUGGGAAAUUGUGCAGGCAACAAUCCAGCAGCUAGCAGCGCCAGUGCUGGCGGAGAUGUAAAGGAACGUUCGUGUGACUCUCUGGUCAUGUGCAUUGUGACCACACUGAAUCAGGGACUGCGGAAUGGCGGCGGCAUUGGUGAUAUUCUCAGGGCGCCCUCUAGCAAGGAGGGUCUGUUUGUGGCUCGAGUAAUCUACGAUCUGCUGUUCUUCUUCAUUGUGAUCAUUAUCGUUUUGAAUCUAAUCUUUGGUGUGAUCAUCGACACCUUUGCCGAUCUACGAUCGGAGAAGCAACAAAAGGAGGCCAUACUGAAGACGACCUGCUUCGUGUGCUCCCUCAAUCGGUCGGCAUUCGACAACAAGACAGUCAGCUUCGAGGAGCACAUCAAGAGCGAGCACAACAUGUGGCACUAUCUGUACUUUAUUGUCCUGGUCAAGGUGAAGGACCCCACCGAAUUCACCGGUCCCGAAAGCUAUGUCUAUGCCAUGGUCAAGGCCGGCAUACUCGAAUGGUUUCCCCGCCUGCGGGCCAUGUCCCUGGCGGCUGUGGAUGCGGAUGGCGAGCAGAUUGAGCUGCGCAGCAUGCAGACCCAACUGCUGGAGACGCAACUGCUCAUCAAGAAUCUGUCCACGCAACUGCACGAGCUCAAGGACCAUAUGACCGAGCAGCGCAAACAGAAACAGCGCCUGGGUCUGCUCAACACAACGGCAAACAGCCUCCUGCCGUUUCAAUGAAGAUAAAUCCGAUUAGAAUAGAUAACGUAACCCUUCCUUCUUUGCACUUAAUUUUGGUAAACAUUCCCCAUGCACUCACGUAGAUAUGAGAACCUUAAAGAAACUCUCAUUCUCAGAGGGUACACUCCUGGAGUGAUACAAGAUUAUUUAUCUCGCGUAUCGAGUGUCCCCGAAUUACUUCUUCUGUAUUAGAUUCGAAUUCCAAGAGCAACAUAGAAACUUGCUCAAAUAACACUUCUCCCUCUAGAAAUAAUCUUCGCAAUCUUAUAUGCUAAAACCAACAACUAACUGAAUAACUGAAUAUAUAGUGAACUCACACUCAGAGAACUUAGGGCUGUUAACAUGUUAAUUAGUGGGCGUGUUAAGCAUUUUUUUCACAAUCUAGACAAGGUCUUUCCGCCUUACCUCUACCCUCCACCCUCUUAUACCCUUGUUGACUCUAAAAUACCUGAAUGCUAGAAUCUAGAGCUGUAGUUAACUUGAACAUGUUCGCCGAGCGACCUCAAAAAACAAUUUUCGGAAAAGUUUUACGCUGUUUUAAGUUACUUUAGUUAAUUGUUAAUAAAAUAUACGAAUAAUUUCUCAUAA
This is a messenger RNA of Drosophila guanche, 9797 nucleotides long. It is a transcript of the gene Itpr, whose product is annotated as inositol 1,4,5-trisphosphate receptor. Gene Ontology annotation, cellular component: membrane; endoplasmic reticulum. The record is from RefSeq and is a predicted model, not a curated record. Gene Ontology annotation, molecular function: inositol 1,4,5 trisphosphate binding; inositol 1,4,5-trisphosphate-gated calcium channel activity. The transcript is spliced from 21 exons. Gene Ontology annotation, biological process: calcium ion transmembrane transport. Bases 627 to 9209 code for a protein of 2860 amino acids. Lineage: Eukaryota; Metazoa; Arthropoda; Insecta; Diptera; Drosophilidae.